CAAAGAAAAUCAAAGGAGCGCGAUUACAGCAUUAAAUCCAGCUAUCUCGUUACCUGCUUCCUUUUCCUGUUCCUUAACUCGGCAGACUCGCUUCUCCUACCUUUUAAUUACUUUUUUUUUACUUUUCCCACAACAUUACAUUCCCCUUUAGCACUCAAACUCAGACAAAAAUUAUUAUUUUUCUUCUUUAAAUCUUGUUUUUUCCCCCCUAAAAGUGAAGAGGCGAAGAGGGUGAAAAAAAUGGGAGUCGACUACUACAACAUUCUGAAAGUCAGCCGUAACGCUACGGAGGAGGACCUGAAGAAGUCCUACAAACGGCUGGCCAUGAAGUGGCACCCGGACAAGAACCCCAUCAACAAGAAAGAAGCGGAGGCGAAAUUCAAGCAGAUUUCUGAAGCCUACGACGUCCUCAGCGACCCGCAGAAGCGGCAGAUCUAUGACCUCUACGGCGAAGAAGGACUCCAGUCGGCUGAAUUAUCGAGUCCCAAUGGGUUUAGUGGCGGUGUCGGUGGUGGUAGGGCCUACAGGUUUAAUCCCAGGAAUGCUGAGGAUGUAUUUGCGGAGUUUUUUGGAGGGUCGGAGAAGAGAUAUAGUGGGGAUGGUGGUGUUGGGAGUCAAGGGAACAAGAAGGCGGAGCCGGUUGAAAGCAAAUUGGUUUGUAGUUUGGAGGAGCUUUAUAAAGGUGGUAGGCGCAAAAUGCGAAUUUCCCGCACCAUGGCUGAUGAAUUUGGUAAGCCGAAGACGGUGGACGAAAUAUUGAAAAUAGAUAUCAAACCUGGCUGGAAAAAGGGCACAAAAAUCACUUUCCCGGAGAAAGGAAACCAUGAACCUGGUUUCAUUCCUUCUGAUCUCAUCUUUGUGAUAGACGAGAAACCGCAUGCUGUUUUCGAGAGGGACAGGAAUGAUCUGAUUGUCAAUCAGAAAAUCUCACUUCUCGAAGCCCUCACCGGGAUUACCUUCAGUUUGACAACCUUGGAUGGAAGGAACCUUGCCAUCCCAGUUACGGAAAUCGUGAAACCAGGUCACGUGGUGGUUAUCCCGAACGAAGGGAUGCCGAUCUCGAAAGAACCUAGCAAGAAAGGACACCUCAAAAUCAAAUUUGAUAUCAUCUUUCCCUCGAGGCUCAAUGCAGAGCAGAAGUCUGAUCUGAAGAGGGCAUUGGGGAGAGCCGAGAAAUAGUGAAACAGACCGAUGCCUGAGACCACAAUCAUCUAUUAACACCGAUCGAUGUCGAUUGUCAAGUUGACGUAAAUAGGUUUAAUUUUGUAUCUCUCGAGUACUAAAUGAUUAAGGAUUGUGCAUAAGUAGGAAAGUAAGUGUAUGAUAGAGAGUGCCUAUCUGCUGCUUUGGUCUAAUUGGAAAAAUUUACACUUGUAUUUAUUUCUAGUUGUGUUGGAAGUUGAAGGAAAGACCUUUCUGUGUUGCUAUAUAUCUUGAAAAUGACUGAUUUUAUAGUAUUUUCUGUGUUUCUGUAA
This is a messenger RNA of Hibiscus syriacus, 1475 nucleotides long. Its product is annotated as dnaJ homolog subfamily B member 1-like. The coding region runs from base 241 to 1179 and encodes 312 amino acids. Gene Ontology annotation, molecular function: protein-folding chaperone binding. The transcript is spliced from 2 exons. NCBI's taxonomy places the organism in Eukaryota, Viridiplantae, Streptophyta, Magnoliopsida, Malvales, Malvaceae. The record is from RefSeq and is a predicted model, not a curated record. Gene Ontology annotation, cellular component: cytosol.